UGAUUACUACUUCUACCGUUAUGCAUUUUUUAUUCUUCUUUAAUCUAGACACAUGAUAAGGAAAAGUUGGCUUUGUUGGGUUUACACACUUUACAAAUAUGUGAAAAGAUUCAUGACUGCCAUAAAAGUUUAGCUGAGCAGCUGCAUGAACUCUCUCUCCUGGCUCUGUAUAUCACAGUUAGCUACAGUAUAUGAGCCGCUUAUGUGUCCUCACAUUCUUCCUGGCUCAGUGCCUUGUAUGGAUGAGAGAAUCUUCUACUCUGAAGUGCAACAUUCGCUGUUUAUCAGCUUCUGCCACAGGAGGGAAGAACAACUCUGUCAAAAGCAACUCUGUUAGAAGAAGAUGGUAUUUGAGGAGGAAAGUGUAAAAAGAAAGACAGUAAUUAUUAUUCCGUAUUGCGGACAGAUUUCAGAAUAUUUAUUACAUAGUAAGUAUUUAAAUAUUCAGAUCUAACUUAAACACAGUGUACACUGGCCAAAGUGCUGUACAUAAAAUUAUUAAAAAAAUAACAAACAAGAAUUAUGUCAAGAAAUCUAAAACAAAACAUUGAAUUGAAUGUUUGUGUGUGUACACCAGAAUGCAAUAUACAACACUAUGAAGACUUCUGCGUGUUUAAAUGUCAUGAAAUAGUAGUAAACUAUUCCUGGCCUCUGCACCCCUAUUGGGAGGCAUAAUGGUACAACCCUCUUAUAGUGGCUCUUGGACCAAGAUAUGUAGAACUGUGACUAGAGAUUGUCAAACAAGGGACAACAAUGUAACAUGACCUCUGUACUUCUACCCAGAAUCUCCAGCAUUAACUUAAGCAAAACCAGGAAACAUCUCGGCUAAGAUGAGAUUUCUGCCAAUUAUGUGCGGGACAAAUGACAAGCCUGUGUAACUCUCUUUGCAACUCUGUGAAAUCUUUUGCUUUUCUCACUUGUUAUCGUUCGUCAUCUCAAUCUCUCUGCCGUGGUGUGUUAUGUUAAGUAGCUGGUCUGCUUUCUGUCUUUGACUCUUUCCUCCUUGGAUUUCAAUUCCAAACAUGGUUAUCCAUCUAGGGGUGUCUCACUUCCCACCCCAGCCCAUUCCUUUCCUGCUUUGUGUUUCCAGCAGUGCUCACUCUGCUGUAGAGAGAGUAGAGACACAGGGAGACGAGACAUAGCAGGUGAUAUAGUGGAAAUUAAAGACAGAGUGGGAGCAUGAGAGAUGAAGAGGCUCACAGAAUGAAAGAAGCUACAUUCCAUAGGUUUUUUUUUUAUUAUCAUGGGCUAAGUGAAUUAGGAAGUAACUAAUAUUUAGUAACUUUAUAUUGGAUAUUCGCUGUGAACUAUUUGGCUUCACUAAGAAAAGGAAAAUUUAUGACAAAUCAAGAAAGUAAACGAUCCUACUGGAAACCUGAAGAAAUCUCUUUCACGUGGAGAAUAGAACAUGAGCAACAUUAGCUUUGAUACAAUAAUCUAUGGUCAUUCACUAUGUACAGAAUGGACCAACAGUACAGAGGGUGCCAUCUACCAUCUGGGAAACACCAUCCUCAUUUUGGGGUACAUGGGUGGCAGUGGAACCUAUGGAACUUUAUAUAUCUUUAGUUUCCUGGCUCCUGCUUUCCUGUGCUUGGCGUUGUGGGGCUGGCUGUCAGUGUGUGGCCUCGAUGUCUUUCUCUGGAACAUUCUGCUGAUGCUGCAGUGUCUAGCCCAGGUGUGCCACCUGAUUUUUCGGCUGAUGCGGGAUGGUCUGGCCAAUGAGGAGCUUUCUGCCCUCUACUCUGCAGUCUAUCUACCACUGGACGUACCUGUGCAGGUGUUCAAAGAGAUCACUGCGGCCUGUGAGAACAAGGUGCUCGCUCUCAAGGCCGAAGACACUUAUGCGGUAGAGGGAAAAACGCCUAUUGACCAGCUCUCCUUUCUGCUCUCUGGAAGAAUUCGUGUGUCUUUAGAAGGUCAGUUCCUUCAUUAUAUAUUCCCUCUCCAGUUCCUGGAUUCUCCAGAAUGGGAAUCCCUCAGACCAACAGAGGAGGGAAACUUCCAGGUGACACUGACAGCAGAGACGGAUUGCCACUACAUCUCCUGGCGCCGCAGACGUCUUUAUCUCCUUCUAGCUAAAGAUCGCUACAUUGCCCGUCUGUUCUCAGUCAUGCUUGGCAAUGACAUUGCAGAUAAACUGUACUCUCUAAAUGACAAACUCUUUGCCAAGAGCGGCGUACACCUUGACAUCCGUCUGCCCAGCCUCUACCACGUUCUUGCCCCAACGCCACAAAGUAGUGACGGAGGAAGUGCCAGUUCCCCACCCAGGGGAAGCCAAGGGAAUCAGAUAUUUGUGCCAAUAGACCCAUCUCCAAGCAAUCAGCAUGUAGGUGCAGCAAACUCUCAACAAGGACAGGGGAAGGAGUCUCUUCUCAAAGGUCAGCCUUCCCAGCGACACUCUUCCUGGGCCACGGAUCCUGAGAUGCCCUCGGAAGGUGAUACUCCUGGAAGGUUUCGAUAUCAAAGAGGACGUGCUCCACUGGCUCCCACGGAUACCCCAAGGCUCUAAAAAUAAUCUAAUCCAUAAACAAAGCCAAGAGUGGAACCAGAGCCUCAGCAAGUUCCCUACACGCUUCUCAUUUCCUCUGCUGUUGUAGCUUAUGUUCCUAUAGUACAGAAACUUACUGUAAAUUGGACAAAGAGGUUUGAAAGAAAUUAUCUGUGCUAGUAAUACAGUACCGAUUCCUUCCACUGGCCUUGAUCAACAAAGCUAAAUGUAACUUUGGCUAUUAUUGUUAAUGUUUUUGCUUUAAUGUUGUUAUUAAGCCUGUGGUAGUGAGUAUUUUUGUAGAUCUGAUUGUAAGUAAAACGUCCUCUUCACUUUUCACUUCAUUUCCUAACGUCACACUGCGUUCUUGCUUUGUGUGUGUGUGUGUGUGUUUUUAAAACACAGGAUAAAAAUGAGUACAGGGAAAACAUUCAACCAGCAUUUACUAUUUUAUGUGAUUCUUUAGUUCACCAUAAGGAAUCAAUACAUUUCCAUGGGGCCAAAUCAUCCUUAAUAAAACCUCGGUGAAAAGUCAUCGCAUGCUUGAUAUUGAUUUCAGACUUUAAUUUGCCUGCAGUAGAAAUUACCGAAUGUUGUCCAUACAUUUGUCUGAUAACAGAUACAGAUAAUCUAUACAUUAAAUAAUACCCAGACUGCCAAGCUACUGUAUAUCACAAAUGUCAAACAUAUCGGUUAAGCUCAUAAUACAUGUGACAUGUCAACAGGAAGAAUUUACAUUGUAACAGUUACAUCAUUAUUUGAUAUUCGGAGAAAAGAAAUCAUCUGACAACUCCAGUAAUUGACCUUUGUUAAAAGACAUUAGAAUUGCUCUGAAAUAUCUGAAUAUCUGAAUAAUGUUACUGAAUAAAGCACAUGUAAAUGGUAGUUUUUUACACUAUACAUGCAGAUUUGCUUUUAAUGGAACACUUCUAUAAUAAAUGCUGUUGUCUUUA
Molecule: messenger RNA, 3441 nt
Organism: Tachysurus fulvidraco (yellow catfish)
Lineage: Eukaryota; Metazoa; Chordata; Actinopteri; Siluriformes; Bagridae
Gene: popdc2
Product: popeye domain containing 2
Exons: 4
Coding region: 1409-2509 (366 amino acids)
Cellular component (GO): sarcolemma
Molecular function (GO): cAMP binding
Source: RefSeq, a predicted model, not a curated record